Molecule: messenger RNA, 1935 nt
Organism: Trichomonas vaginalis G3
Lineage: Eukaryota; Parabasalia; Trichomonadida; Trichomonadidae
Product: tetratricopeptide repeat protein 30a family
Exons: 1
Coding region: 1-1935 (644 amino acids)
Biological process (GO): intraciliary transport
Cellular component (GO): axonemal microtubule; intraciliary transport particle B
Molecular function (GO): intraciliary transport particle B binding; protein binding
Source: RefSeq, a predicted model, not a curated record
AUGAAUAACCCUUCAGAGAAUCAUACACGCAACAUUUACACGCUUAUCGGUGAUGAAAACUAUACCGAAGCUAUCCGUCUUCUUGAAAUACAGCUUUCCAACUUCAAAGACUGCGUUGCAAUCCACUCUCUCAUCGCAUAUUGCGCAUGGCAGAUGGAAGAUUAUCAGAAGGCAGCUGCUGAGUACGGCAAACUUGUCGAACUAAAUCCAAACAAAGAUUCAUACAAACUCCAUCAUGCAAACGCUUUAUAUAAAAUCGAACAAUACGAUGAAGCAGCACGUGUUUCCUUUGGCGUUCAAGAUAAUGAACUUAAGCCACAAGUCGUUGUUUUGCAAGCAGCUAUUCGUUAUGCUCAAGAGGACAUUCAAUCUGCAAAAUCCGGUCUUGCUGCAGCUGAUCAAACAGAUGUUAACGUUAUGCUUGACAACGCUUGCAUUCUCUACAAGGAGGACAGAUUCGAGCAGGCAUUGGAAGUUUACAUGGAAAUUAAGAGAGUUCACGGUUUCAUGCCAGAAGUUGCAUACUGCAUUGCUCUUUGCUACUAUAGAUUAAAUAGAAUUACAGAAGCCCAACAAAUGAUUGCAGAAAUCAAAUCUCAAGCAGGAAGAGCUCAUCCAGAGCUUCUUCGCAACGUUGUUGGCGAUGCAGUUGAUUUUGAUGCUCAGGGCUUGAUCUCCAAGGCACGUGAUGCCUUCUUUGUUGAAGGCGUUAACCUUCUUUCGGCAAUUGAAUACGAUCAGCAUCAUAAGAAAGAAGCUAAAGAAGCUCUUAAGGAAUUACCAUGUCGUAAUGAAGAAGAUCUCGAUCCUGUUACUCUCCAUAACACUGCUAUCGUUAAUAUGGAAGAUGAUCCAACAUCUUCUUUCACAAAGCUUUCAUUCCUUCUCAACCAAGACAUUACACCACCAGAGACAUUCAGAAACUUACUUCUCGGUUACUGCAAGUUCGAAUAUUACACAUAUGCUGCAGAUUUACUUGCUGAGAAUACAGAGCGUGCACAUGAAAGUAUGGACCCAGGAAUGAUCGAUUUCCUCGAUGCCCUUCUUCUCUGUGCCACAUCCAAAGAAGAAGCUUACAGAAAAUUCGAUGAUCUUUGCAAACAACGUGCAGAUUUACUUCGUAGACUUUACAAGGCCGUCGAUGAUGCUCGUAAGACUCACGAUGAUGUCCUCCAGACACAGCUUACCCUUGAAUUCGAAGCAGGAGUUAACGACCUUAUUCCAGUUUUGAUGGCCCAAGCCAAGAUCUUCUGGGAUAUGGGCAGCUACGAACUUGUAGAGAUUCUUCUUCUCAAAUACAUCGAUUUCUGCGAACAACAUCGUACUUGGAAGCUUAAUCUUGCACAUACUUUCUUCAUGGAGCCAGGCAAAUAUAAAAACGCUAUCGAUUACUACGAACAACUUGUUCUUUACGAACAGAACCUUCUCGAUGUCGAAGCUAUCAUCGUUGCAAAUCUUUGCGUUUCUUAUGUUGUUAUGGACCAAAACCAGAAGGCAGAUUCGCUUAUUAAUAAACUUACUGAAGAAGAGGCUGCCAAAAAGAAAGAAGAUGAAGACGCAAAACUUAUUCAUCUUUCAAUUAUUCAUUUGGUCAUCGGAACUCUUUACUGCGCUAACAAGAACUUCGAUUUCGGUAUUGAUUACGUAUUCAAGGCAUUUAACCCAAUGCACGAGAAACUUACAGCAGAUACAUGGUUCUACGCAAAGAAGUGCUUGUUCGAGCUUUUGAGAUGCCUCUCACUUAGACAGUGCGUUCUUGAUGAUGCAAUGUUCAACAAGAUAAUUGAAUUCCUUGAUAACGUUGACAAGAACGGAAAGAAGAUCGAAUCAAUCAAUGAUUUGACAAUUGAUGCUAACGAGGCAAGAGAACACCAGACAGUUUCAUUCGAGGCUCGUGUCAUCAAGGCGAUGUUGCUUAGAUUAUAUGAAUUUUAA